Molecule: messenger RNA, 1179 nt
Organism: Trichophyton benhamiae CBS 112371
Lineage: Eukaryota; Fungi; Ascomycota; Eurotiomycetes; Onygenales; Arthrodermataceae
Product: MFS transporter Seo1, putative
Exons: 2
Coding region: 1-1179 (392 amino acids)
Biological process (GO): pantothenate import across plasma membrane
Cellular component (GO): plasma membrane
Molecular function (GO): pantothenate transmembrane transporter activity
Source: RefSeq, a predicted model, not a curated record
AUGGUGAUAUGGGGUGGGCUCACCAUGGCUACUGCUGGUGUUCACAAUCCACAGGGAAUCAUGGCCAUCCGUUUCUUCCUCGGUCUAGCCGAGUCCUCUACUUUUGUAGGAACGCACUAUAUUCUGGGCUCUUGGUAUACGGAACGAGAGUUGGGGAAACGCUCCGGUAUCUUCACCGCAUCUGGCCUCGCGGGAACAAUGUUCGGCGGCUUCAUCCAGACUGGUAUCAAUUCAUCCUUGCAUAUGAAGGGUGGUUUGCCAGGCUGGAGAUGGCUCUUCAUAAUUGAUGGGCUUAUCACCAUCCCAAUUGCUGUGUAUGGGUUUUUUCUAUUUCCGGAUACCCCCAGGACGACUCGUGCCCCUUACCUUACUGCUGCAGACAAGGAACUAGCCGUAGCCAGGCUGCCGUCGCCGAGUGAUGAUGAUGCCGAGCACACGAAGAUCAACUUUGCCCUGGCCAAGCGGGUUUUCUCAACCUGGCAUCUGUACGGAUUUGUGAUUCUCUGGGUAAUUGCAGGAGAGACCGAGUCCUUCUCAACGAACUCCCUUCUGGCCCUGUACAUGAAAUCUCAUCCGACCAUCAAGUACACAGUCGCGCAGAACAACAACUACCCGUCCGGCAUCCCUGCCGUUGGCAUCGUCUCGACCCUCAUCUGGGCCACACUCACAGACUUUCUCGGCGGGAAACGGUAUCUUGUGGGCUAUUGGAUCGGCAUCACCGGUGUAGUUACCUCUGCCAUGAUCCUGGCUCCCGGCUCAUCGACAGCCACCAUUUUUGCAGCAUACUACUGGGCUGGCUCGGUCUAUGCAUGCCAGGCCACCUUCUUUGCCUGGGCCAACGACGUGAUGCGGUACAAAGACGAUGCCUGGCGCAGUGUUGUAAUUGCAGGCAUGAACAUGGGCAGUAACGUCAUCAACGCCUGGUGGAGCAUUGUCUUCUAUCCCGCCAGUGAUGCUCCUUAUUUCAGAGUACGUCUUAACAACAUUCCUGCUAGUUUAUUCCCUGGAUAUUUUCGAACUAACCAGAUGCAGUCCGGCAUGUAUGCUAUGAUAGCAUGUUCGAUAGCCAUGGCAAUAUGGACUGGAUUUGUGAUGUAUAUGUCCUGGCGAGAGGGGAAGCAGAUGGUAGACAGUCAGCAGACGGUUGAGAAGCAGGACAGCCAGUGCAAAGAUAGCUGA